Molecule: messenger RNA, 1119 nt
Organism: Letharia columbiana
Lineage: Eukaryota; Fungi; Ascomycota; Lecanoromycetes; Lecanorales; Parmeliaceae
Exons: 1
Coding region: 1-1119 (372 amino acids)
Source: RefSeq, a predicted model, not a curated record
AUGGAUUUCAGUUAUGCAGAUGGGCCGCGAAGCUCCGAACCAGGCGAAAACAAUUACGAAUAUACGAUUGAUACUCCUGAUGACGAGUGGUGGGGCUCUAUGCUUAGUAUAGGUCACUCUGAUGCUACCGGACACCAAGAGUUACCAGAGCCUACAACAGCGUCACUCGGUUCCACGUCUCAAUCAUCCCAGAGCAGAGGCUAUUUUUCCUCUUUGCAACCCUCAAGCAGUCCUUAUUUCGCUGGAGCUCAGUCUAGCUAUCCAGCCAUCCAGCUCCCAGCUAAUUCUCUGGCCACGUUCGACGCUCCAUUCACACUUCACCCAGGUGGGACGAGCGAGAUGUUUGUAACCUCUACACUCGGUGACGCAUCUUCUUCAAAUUCAUUUGAAGCGGUUGGUACGGCAUCAGCUGGCCACGAAUCAGGGUUGGACAAUACCGCGCCAUCAGAUGAAUUCUGCGAUGUCAGCCGUGGCCUAGACCAACAGUCAUUGGCUCUAUCAGGGGCAGUCAACACCACCAGAUACGAAGCGCAUCAUAAAGACCUCCGGUCCAAUUUUGACAGCACCUUACAAAGUCACAAAAAUCAAGAGGCAAGUGACGCGCUUGCUGACAGCCACGCCGGAUACGUAACUAAAGAUAAUCCGGCCACACCUUACUCUUACUUCUUUGAGGAGGGUGGGCGUGAACAAAGACAGAACGGCAUUCAAAUGGAUGAGUAUGAGGCGGUGGUGGAGUCAGGCAUAUAUCCAGCUCCGCGGCACGGUAAUGAACCCGGGGCUCGUUUAGCCAGCGACCGAACCUGUCCCGGCAGGUUGUCGCCAGGGGACUCAUCGCGAGCCUUCCUGCUUACCACGUCUUCGACCUCAGCCACUCAAACCCAUCCCACUAACGACAGCUGGAAGUGUGAUGAUUGUGGUAGGGUGCUCGCAACGAAAGGCACCAAGAACCGCAACAGGAAUAAGAGGCGUCACCAUUGCCCUGGUACUGGCCCGAAAAAUCCCUGCCCAAUAUGCCCUAAGUCGUUCAAUCGCAGUGAUACUCGACUGCUACAUUUGAGGAAAUGGCACCCGGAAAUCCAUAUGGAACCGCCACGGCCACGGAAAAGAAAGGACCUAUGA